CAUCCCUACCCCAGACUGGCCCAAAUUCAGCCCCUGUGUGUAGGCAUGGAUGUCCAUGUUCAGUUGACUGAUUGAACAAGCUUCUUACGAGGUGAAUCCACCCACCUUCUGGAUCCACUGAACUGCUCUGUAACAGACUGCUUCAUCCUCUUCUUGCAAGGGAGUCUUCAGAAAGGUGGAAGCAGCUUUCAAGGAGCAAUCAGCUUAAAAUGUGUAGGGCUGCCAGGAUCCUGUAUCAAACCAGUCCUCAGCAUUGCAGAGUGGGAUGCCAACGUGCCUUACACCCCAGCAAACACAGCCAAUGGGUGCUGUGUCUUCUGCCGCCAGUUGCAGAUGAAUAAACUUGGCCAGAGCUGUUACCCCCUACAAAAAAAACCCCAAUGUCCAGCCAGUGAUGGAGAAGAGGACAGACUCCAGACAGGAAGAGUGAGAGCACAGGGAGGAGGAGGGAAAAACUGCCCCAGGAGAACAGGUGUCAGUGCAGUUCCAGUGGAAAAAGAUAAUAUUGAAGAAAUGGUAACACGGUGCAUAGUGGAAGUUCUGUCCAACGCUCUGUCUAAGCCAAAUGCACCACCAAUUAAUCCUGAAUGUAAAGAAAUCCUGAAGAAGAGUGGUAGAAAUGACAGAGAGAGAAGCGAAGACAAACAGCUUGAAGUAAGGCAUUUGAAAGACCCAGCAGAGGUUGAAAAACAUCAUAGUGGGAGUGUGGAGAAGGAACAAAGUCAGGCAGAGGAGGAAUCUAAGUACAUGAAAGGAAGUGAUGAGGGGAAGCUUGCUCACGAGGAAGGUAAAAGCAAAGAUGGGGAGGAUGGACAGCACACACCUAUGCAAGAGGAGAGGCUUCAUGCAGAAGAGAAGAAAUACUCUCAGGAAAUCAGAAAAGAGGAAAAGAGCUACCACAGUGAAGAAGAAAGCAAAGAAAGCAAGCGUCACGAUGAAGAGGUGGAGCAUGCUGUUCUCAACAAGAAGUCCCACUCUGGAGGCACGAGCACAGAGGAGCUCCCUGAUGGGAAAGAUCAGCCCCUCGUCAGGCACUGGCAUUCGGAGGAGGGGAUGCAGAGCCCUUACAAAAGAAUUCAUGAAGAGGGAGAGGCAGAGGAAGAAGGCAGUGAAAAAUACUACCAUGAGUCUAAGGAACGUGAUUUCUCCCAUCAGGAAGAGCAUGAAGAAUCUGAUGAGAGCGAAGAGAUAGGGAGGGAGAAGCAACCCUACAAACUCAAACGUUAUCAUGGGAAACAUAGAACGGGUGACUCCUCUGAAGAGAAGAGGGGCCGUGGCGGUGAGAAAGAGGAGCUAGCUGAGGAAUCACACGCAGAGGAGGCCCGUCUCUGGGACAAAAGGAACCACCAUCAGAAACAUCAUGAGGAGUCGGAGCAGCAGCGGGAUGAGAAGAGCGGUUAUCAUGGGAGGCACGGAUCUGAAGAGGUGGAGGAGAAGAGGCGUGCAGAGCAGGGAAAUGAGUACAGAGAAAGGUGGCAGCAGAGCAAAGAGAGCAGUGAAGAAGAAAACGAGAGGCAUCGCCACAGUGAAGAAAGUGAUGAGAAAUGGCUUGAGGAGAGGAGACACCGUGAUGGGUCCGAUGAGGUGAGGAGGCACCGUGAUGGGUCCGAUGAGGUGAGGAGGCACCGUUCCGAGGGAAGGAUGUAUCUCGGAGGUGAAAGCGAGGAAGAAGGGGACGGGUACCUGGGAGGUGGCAGCAGGGAGAGGCAGCAUCGUGCUGGAGGGAGAUACAACUUGUGGGACAAUGAAGAAGAAGGGUCCCAGAAAGCAUACGCUCGAGAGCGCAAAGGGCAGGCCAGGAGGCACUACAGCACUGAGGAGAGUGUAGAGCACCAGCGCUACCCUGGCAACAGCGAGGAGGAGGAGGAGGAGGAUGUGGAAAAGCAUCACAGCAGUCAUCAGAUGGAAAAUGAGGAGGAGAAUAUCGAGGAGGGAAGAUACGCAGAGAGGGAAGAGUACAGAAGCCGUCUCCCUGUUGAGAAUGAGAAGAGGACCCCGGUGUCCUACAGCUCUUUCUACCCGCUGCUGUGGUGGAAAAGCCAGAACUUUGAGAAAAGGGACAGCACAGGAGAGCAGCUUCUGGAGGGCAAAGAGAAGAGUCUUUUCCCCGACUAUAAUGACUAUGACUGGUGGGAUAAAAACCAAAUCCUAAGUGCUCUGAACCAUGGACGCACCGAGAAGAGGAAUCUUGGCAAAAUGAACAGGUAUGAUGUGAAAAGGCAAUACAACAAGAUGGAUCAGCUUGCACAACUUCUGAAUUACAGGAAGAAAUCUGCUGAAUUCCCUGAGUUGUACAAUUCUGGAGAAGACAUGAAGAAACGUCACGUAACCAGGAAUGACAGAAGAAGUCAGAGGCCUCUGACAGAAGAGGAGGAAAAAGAACUAGAAAAUCUGGCUGCUAUGGAUUUGGAGCUGCAGAAAAUAGCUGAGAAGUUCAAUGCCAACAGGAGGGGCUGAAGAUGAUCUGCUUUGGCGUUCCAAAGCUAGGUGUAGCUGUACUCACAAUACCUGUAUUUUGUGGUAAAUUCACUGCCACCAGAUUGCUGUUUGCCCUAAACCCAGGAAAUACUAUUUACUGUCCACUAUAGUGUAGUGAUUUAUACAGCUGAAAACGUCUUUAAUUUGCCGUUAUGCUAUUGAGGUCCGAAUAGCAUGAAGUUUAGUAACAUAACCUUUCAUGCAAGGCAGGUAUUUUUAAUAUGCUUGUGAAAAUAAUUGUGUUAGUGUUCUUCAGAAAUAUGUUUGUCUGAGUUUGAAAUAAUAAAAACCAUUGAUCUUGGACCAAA
Molecule: messenger RNA, 2786 nt
Organism: Colius striatus (speckled mousebird)
Lineage: Eukaryota; Metazoa; Chordata; Aves; Coliiformes; Coliidae
Gene: CHGB
Product: chromogranin B
Exons: 6
Coding region: 334-2457 (707 amino acids)
Cellular component (GO): secretory granule
Source: RefSeq, a predicted model, not a curated record